AGAAAAAAUUCUCAGUUCCUAGUUCGUACAAGUAGUUGAUUGAUGUAGUUUGUGUUUAUAAACAAUCGGUAUUUUGAUCGUACCGAAAUAAUCCAGUAAAAGUAAUAACGAAAAUUUUCAAUCACGAUAAUGCCUCGUUAUAAAGAAAGAUUCCGAGAGGACCGUGAAGAUCGUGAAGACCAUGGAGAUACGAGGAGGCAUGAGAAAAGAUACAAAGAUCGUUCGUACGAAGAAGUACGAGAUCAUCACGAACCGAAAGGCCGUGACAGGUCUCGGUCGAGAGUAUCAAACUCCAAUCGAAACGAGAGAGUCGAGCGGAAUGAUAGGAAUGAAAGAAUACAGAGAAACGAUAGGAAUGACAGAAACGAUAGAAACAACAGACCCAACAGGAACGAGCGAGGGAACAGGAACGAGUGGAAUGACAAAAGAAGACAGAGCUAUCCUGAGGUAAAAGCAAAGAAUGAGCCUUCCCCGGAGUGGGGUAGUCGCAAGCCCAAGAACGAGGAAGAGCCCGAAGCAAAGCCGAUAGAAAAGGAGAAACCAAAUUUUGGAUUAUCAGGCAAAUUAACGGAAGAUGCAAAUAUGGUUAACGGAGUUGUAAUAAAGUAUUCGGAGCCACAAGAUGCGAGGAAGCCAAAAAGGAGAUGGAGGUUGUAUCCUUUUAAAGGGGAAAAAGCUUUGCCAACGCUGUACGUACACCGUCAAUCAGCAUAUCUUAUGGGAAGAGACAGAAAAAUAGCUGACAUACCUCUGGAUCACCCUUCCUGUUCGAAACAGCAUGCCGUUCUCCAAUAUCGCCUCGUAACCUUUCAGCGUGAGAACGGUGGGGAAGGGAAGCGUCUCAGACCCUACCUCAUUGAUCUUGAAUCAGCGAAUGGUACUUUUGUCAAUAACGUUAAACUUGAACCCAAAAAAUAUCAUGAAUUGUUGGAACGCGAUGUACUCAAAUUCGGCUUUAGUUCGAGGGAGUACGUUCUGCUUCAUGAACACAGUCGCGAUGAUGCUCUCGAUGACGAUGUCUCGUUGGCACCAACCACCGAUACGUAAGGAAAGAGAGUUCAUAGCGAAAUAUAAAAAAUUCGAAACUAUCGUUGUCCCUGUACUUUACGAAUUAGUCCGAGGACUCACCAAUUCGAAGCUUGUGAUAUCUCGUCUUCGCAUCUUGUAUAUACGUUCUAGCUGUUGAAAAUUUAACGAUUGAGCCCUAGGCGCGAUAUAUCGCAAGGAAAAUAUCGUGAGGCAGUAACGAUUCCGCAUUGUCAGCCAAUCUGAAGUCUCAGCUCCCAAUUUCUUCGUAACUUUUAUGAAUAAGAAUUUUAUCGUAUCAGAAGCAUCGAAGUAGCGAUUCUCCAAAUGUCUCAUGCAAUCAUGUCGAAAAAUAGGGAAAUUUCAAUUCCGACGCUGAACUGCUGUUCUCCCCGUCGAACAAUGGAUCUGAGAAACGGCGUUCUCGUGUUAUUUUUCUAUAAAUGAAUCUCGGUGUUAAACUGCAAGAGAUACAAAAUGUAACACACUCCCGAGUUUUUUAUUCAAUAAUUUUGAAGAAACAUAAGACGAGGCCAUGGUGAGGCCAAAUUUAUCAACUCGCAUAAAUAAAGUUUCCCGAAAAGUCUCCAACGUAUGGGAUUCGAGAUAUCAAAAUUUCUCUACGCAUUGAAAUAUUCAAGAUUCAUUAUGAAAUCUUUAGAGUGGUGUUUUUGGCUGCCUUUUUUUAAGCGUUCGAAGUUACGAUUACAUUUUUCUUCUCGUUUAGUUUCGUUAUUGAUAUAGGUCGUAAUUCAUAUUGACGAAAAAGGACUAAGAAGAAUAAUUGUAUUGUGAUAAGAAAUGUAAAUGACCGAAUGGAUAUAAAUAUAGAACUUAUAUUUAGUAAACUUA
This is a messenger RNA of Venturia canescens, 1878 nucleotides long. Its product is annotated as smad nuclear interacting protein 1. NCBI's taxonomy places the organism in Eukaryota, Metazoa, Arthropoda, Insecta, Hymenoptera, Ichneumonidae. Gene Ontology annotation, cellular component: nucleus. The record is from RefSeq and is a predicted model, not a curated record. The coding region runs from base 130 to 1047 and encodes 305 amino acids. Gene Ontology annotation, molecular function: protein binding; mRNA binding. Gene Ontology annotation, biological process: miRNA processing. The transcript has 2 exons.